Symbiodinium sp. CCMP2592 is the source of this 999-nucleotide messenger RNA. Lineage: Eukaryota; Dinophyceae; Suessiales; Symbiodiniaceae. The record is from the annotation of a GenBank genome assembly.
AUGGCUGUGGCGGCAUUCGUCGGAGAGGAGGUUGCUACCACGAAGGGGGCCUGUGCAGGGAAGACCCAGUGCCUCCACCCGGACAAGCCCAUGAUGUUUCCAGGUGAUGUUGCGCAAGUGUUGUUUUCUUGCGCAGACUGCCCGCGCCGCAACAGCAAGGCGGCAUCCGAAGCCGACGAGUUGAGUUCUGAGCCCAUGGCUGUGGCGGCGUUCGUCGGAGAGGAGGUUGCUACCACGAAGGGGGCCUGUGCAGGGAAGACCCAGUGCCUCCACCCGGACAAGCCCAUGAUGUUUUCUUGCGCAGACUGCCCGCGCCGCAACAGCAAGGCGGCAUCCGAAGCCGACGAGUUGAGUUCUGAGCCCAUGGCUGUGGCGGCGUUCGUCGGAGAGGAGGUUGCUACCACGAAGGGGGCCUGUGCAGGGAAGACCCAGUGCCUCCACCCGGACAAGCCCAUGAUGUUUUCUUGCGCAGACUGCCCGCGCCGCAACAGCAAGGCGGCAUCCGAAGCCGACGAGUUGAGUUCUGAGCCCAUGGCUGUGGCGGCAUUCGUCGGAGAGGAGGUUGCUACCACGAAGGGGGCCUGUGCAGGGAAGACCCAGUGCCUCCACCCGGACAAGCCCAUGAUGUUUUCUUGCGCAGACUGCCCGCGCCGCAACAGCAAGGCGGCAUCCGAAGCCGACGAGUUGAGUUCUGAGCCCAUGGCUGUGGCGGCGUUCGUCGGAGAGGAGGUUGCUACCACGAAGGGGGCCUGUGCGGGGAAGACCCAGUGCCUCCACCCGGACAAGCCCAUGAUGUUUGCUUGCGCAGACUGCCCACGCCGCAACAGCAAGGCGGCAUCCGAAGCCGACGAGUUGAGUUCUGAGCCCAUGGCUGUGGCGGCAUUCGUCGGAGAGGAGGUCGCUGCCACAAAUUGUGGCUGUGCAAGGAAGACCCAGUGCCUCCAUCCGGACAAGCCCAUGAUGUUUGCUUGCGCAGAUUGCCCGCGCCGCAACAGCUGA